Molecule: messenger RNA, 1251 nt
Organism: Rotaria socialis
Lineage: Eukaryota; Metazoa; Rotifera; Eurotatoria; Philodinida; Philodinidae
Source: the annotation of a GenBank genome assembly
AUGAUUAGUCAUCGAUUACAAUCAGCACCUAUUACAGGCUAUUAUCAAUAUUUGUCGCAAAGUCGUCACAGAGUUAAUGUCGCACCUUAUACAGGAGCUGACAGCAAAGAAGCAACGACGAAAAGCACAACCACCAUCACCACUACCACUGCUUCUCCUGUCGCUGAGGUAAUGAACGAUCAUAGUAGAAUAUCUGCAAUAGAUUCGUCGUCUAUCGACAACAUACAACAAUCAUUGUCGAAUCUCAGAGAUAAAGAUGUAACAAAAUGGUCAUCCAUUGAUGUACAACAAUGGAUUGAGGAACAAUGUCAACAGUUCGAAUUAAAGAAAGCGACAAAAGAAAAAUUUCAAAUGAAUGGUCAAGCAUUAGUAUUGUUAACUAAACAUGAUUUUCUUCGGCGUUCACCAGAUGAAGGAGAAAUACUUUAUUAUGCUCUACAACGAUUAAUUAAUCCAAAUAAAUUCAAUGCUAUUCGCACGAAUCAGAAUUUGAUGAGAAAUGGAUCAUCUCGUCAGAAUCCUCGCAUCAUUGAAGUCGGCUCAGACACAGAUGAUCAAAACAGCUACACAAGUUCUUCAACACCAACAAAGCCAAUUGUUGAAGAACCUGAUGACUCACCACUACUUCGUAAUCAGGACUCAGACGGAAUGCAUAAAGAUCAUCUCCAUCAACACUAUCAACACUAUCCUCAUGGAUUCGCCUAUAACAAUUCUCACAUUAGACAAUCCAUGUUCACAAUGCCUCCUGCUGCUGCCGCAGCUUAUUUUCAUCAACAACAAGUAUUUCCUAAUGGUUAUACGUAUGCGCAUCAUCAUCAUCAUAAUCAUCAUCAUCAUAUAAACCAAAAUAUGCCUUAUCAACAAUUCUUCCAUCCGCAUCCGCAUCCCCAUCCUCAGUUUAUUCAUCAAUACUAUCCAAUGAUGUCUGCUCAAGGAAUUUUAAUCGAGUUGAUUGAUAAUGAAGACGCUAAAACUCUUGCUGCCAAUGGAGUUAAAUUAUCUACGAAUGAAACUUCAAACAAUGAUUUAAAUACUGAGGAUCAAAUACAACUCUUUCUUAUCACAAUGAAUGGACAAAAAUAUGUUAUGACCGAAGAACAAAUAAAACAAUUUGUAGUUGAAGUUCAUCAACAACAGCAACAACAUUUGCAACAACAGCAACAACAUUUUCAGCAGCAACAAUUUCAUCAGCAAUACGCAUAUCCACCACAGCAACAAACAUCUCAAGAUAAUGCCUAUUAUAAGCCAUAA